AUGAGUCUGGGAAUCAUGGAAGAGGAGGAUCUGGCCGAGUACUUCCGGCUGCAGUAUGGGGAGCGGCUGCUGCAACUGCUGCAGAAGUUCCCCUCCAUUGAGGAGCAGUCGGAGUCCCCAUCCAUCCGGCUGCUAGAGAAGAAGAAGGAGGCCAAGAUCAUGCACCAUGCCAUGGAGCAGAAGAAGGAGACAUUUAAAUGCAAGAUGGAAGCCAUGAACCUGCGCUGGGAGGAGCUGGGUGUCAAGGAGGCCCAGCUGACAGCCCACAUCCAGAAGUUUGAGCAAUUCAUCCAGGAGAAUGACCAGAAGCGGAUCCGCGCCCUGAAGAAAGCCAACAAGGAGCGAGAACUCAGGAGGCAGCGCAUGCGGGAGCUGGCCAAGGCCAAGCAGGAGAUGGCAGCUCUGCGGCUGGAGCACCAGCGGCUGAGUGCCAAGCUGCAGGACUACUCCAUCUUCAACAAGUACCUGGAGAAGGUGGUGGAGAACUCCGAGAUCCAGCAGUUUAUCCAAGACCUGUCAGACAUCUGGGCAGAGGUGAAGAAGAAGGAACAACAGCAAAUCCGGGUUUAA
Messenger RNA from Trichechus manatus latirostris (Florida manatee), 570 nucleotides. It is a transcript of the gene CCDC42, whose product is annotated as coiled-coil domain containing 42. Bases 1 to 570 code for a protein of 189 amino acids. Gene Ontology annotation, biological process: spermatid development. The transcript has 5 exons. Lineage: Eukaryota; Metazoa; Chordata; Mammalia; Sirenia; Trichechidae. The record is from RefSeq and is a predicted model, not a curated record.